Molecule: messenger RNA, 639 nt
Organism: Coffea eugenioides
Lineage: Eukaryota; Viridiplantae; Streptophyta; Magnoliopsida; Gentianales; Rubiaceae
Exons: 1
Coding region: 1-639 (212 amino acids)
Source: RefSeq, a predicted model, not a curated record
AUGGAACAAAAUUUGCCAGUGAUAGCCAAAAAGUUUUGGCACAUGGUACGGGUGGUAUAUUUCAUGUUGAGGAAAGGGAUAUCCAAGGGAAAACUAAUGACUGAUCUCAACAUGAUGAUGAAACGGGGCAAGAUAGCCGGUAAGGCAAUACAAAAACUUAUGUUCCACCACAGCCAUACUUGGGCAUCAUCCUUCGCUGCUUUCGCCGCCCAUCACCGCCGCUCCCACGACAAACACCUCCCCUUCCCGGCUCCCUCUGGCGAAUACUAUGAGUUCAGCUGUAGCAACAGCCCAGCUUACCCUAGCUUCCACCUCCCAUUCCACCUAAGCAAGCGCAAAAGCAACCACCACUCCAACCUCUUCACCUGCACUCAAGCGCCCGCGGCGGAGGACUCGGACGCAGCCGUGCAUGCUGUCAUGAGGGCCUUAGAGAUGCUGCAUAGCGAAACGGCCUCGCCGGCUUUGCCAGGGUUUGGAAAGAGCCCUAUGGUUAGGCAGCUGAGGAUAACCGACUCGCCGUUUCCUCUAAGGGAUGUGGAUGAAGAUAGCCAUGUGGAUGAAGCUGCAGAGGAGUUCAUAUCCAGGUUUUACAAAGAUCAGAGGAGGCAAAAUGCAAUGGCUGCUUUGGGACCUUGUUGA